CAACGCAGGAGUUCGCGCGCGGCUGCCAUUGGCUCCGGCCGAGGGUGGGGUCGGGCGGCGCCUCUCCCGGAGGCUGAACCGCCGGCGGUUGCAUCACUUGCUUGCGCAGGCCUCCUACACUGCGCGGCUGUCAGAAGGAAGGGAAAGGAAGGAAGGAAGGACAGAGGCUCGAUCGCAGCAGCCAACGCCAUUGGGCCCGGGAGCCGAAAGGAGGCGGGUCGCCGAGCUCUACUCGUAGGGCAGAAGAGCCGCGGGUGAAGGGCUGCGCCUUUCGCCGGUCGAGGAAAGAGCUGGAAGAUUUGUCAGGGACCUUCAUCAGUCUAACAGCCGUCGCUCCGCCGGGAGGGGAGGGGGAAAGAAAAAAGCCGAAGGGUCCCAACGGGAGAGGCUGCGCCUGCCGCGUAAUUACGCAUCGCUUCGCCAAGAGAGGCGCUUAGUGCCAGGUCUCCUUCCCACUGUCUUGUUCCUCAUCACCAUCUCUGGCAUUGAGUGAUGUCCACGGCUGCCUUAAUCAGUCUGGUUCGGAAUAGAGGCCACCAGCUGCAGAGAGCCCUGCUUACAUCUUGUACAAUUCUCAGCCCCAAGUGCCAAAUUUCCACCAACGACUGGAAGGCUUCGCGUUUCGAUCUGGAUGGGAGCGGCUGCCCCGCCACCUGGGAUUCCUUUGGGAUUUGGGACAACCGCCUGGAGGAACCCAUCUUGCUCCCACCCAGCAUCAAGUAUGGGAAGCUGAUUCCCAAGGUCAGCCUGUCCAACGUGGGCUGUGCCACCCAUAUUGGAAAACGGAAGGAAAACGAGGACCGUUUCGAUUACGCCCAGCUGACGGAGGAGGUCCUGUAUUUUGCCAUUUUCGAUGGGCACGGCGGGGUGGCAGCAGCUGAUUUCUGCAACAAGUACAUGCGGAAAUAUAUUCAAGAAUUUCUCUCUGAGGAACGCAACAUGGAAUUAGUAUUGAUUAAAGCUUUUCUAGAAAUAGACAAAGCAUACAUGAGACAUGCCCACUUAUCUGCAGAUGCUACCUUGCUGAACACUGGGACCACAGCAACGGUGGCUCUGCUGCGAGAUGGCAUUGAGCUGGUGGUAGCCAGUGUGGGCGAUAGCCGUGCGCUGUUGUGCCGCAAAGGAAAAGCCGAGAAACUGACCAUUGACCAUACUCCAGAACGGAAGGAUGAGAAGGAAAGAAUCAGGAAAUGUGGUGGUUUCAUCGCCUGGAACAGUUUGGGGCAACCCCAUGUGAACGGCAGACUUGCAAUGACCCGUAGUAUUGGAGAUUUGGAUCUUAAGAAAUGUGGUGUGAUUGCAGAACCUGAAACCAAACGGGUGCAGUUGCACCAUACAAGCGACAGCUUCUUGGUCCUGACCACAGACGGCAUCAACUUUAUGGUAAACAGCCAAGAGAUUUGUGAUUUUGUUAACCAGUGCCAUGAUCCAACUGAAGCAGCUCACAUCAUUACUGAGCAGGCUAUGCAGUACGGGGCAGAAGAUAACAGCACUGCUAUUGUGGUGCCAUUUGGAGCAUGGGGCAAAUACAAAAACUCCGAGAUCAAUUUUUCCUUCAGCCGGGGUUUUGGUUCAAGUGGACGGUGGGCAUGAGCAUCUUCUGCACCAAGCUGCUGAACGUUUAAAGAUGUAGAUUGCAAAAAGGUGAUACAUAGAUUUUUUUAAAAAACAACAACCUCCAUCUCUUCUAGCAACAGGCCCCUUUCUGCUUGGGUAGCAAACUGCUGUUAACUUGAUGUCACCUCUUAACAAAUGUCUUUGUUACUAGCUUCUCUCAAACCAAGCAUUCUCACACCUUCGGUCCUUCCUCGUGGACUUCUGCAGGGGCAAGAAAGAUGCUGAUAUUUUUGUGGCUGACUGUCAUUGUGGUAUCACCUGUUUCUCCUGAUGUUCUUGAGAUGUUUUAGAGAAAUGAAGGAAUGUGGCAGACUGCACAGCACUGCAGUUGAUGAACCAAAGGCCAAGGCCAAGAAAAAUAGCAUUUUAUCUCCUUCGUUGUUCCAUCCUGUGUAAAAGGAAAUUCAAAGACUACUCGAAGGGUGGAGAGUUGGAGAGGUGGGUUUAAUUGCUAGUUCACCAUCACAGUCAGAUUGGGGUUAGAAUAGUUCAACUCUAAAAAGCAGCACUUAGGUCUUAGGACUGCUAAGCCUCAGGAUUGUGAAGUCCAAAGGCAGUGAUAUAACUGUACUUCCUGGACUGAUGUCCCCUUUCUUUGAAAAGCAGAGAGAGAGAGAGAGAGAGUUGUACACUUGGUUAAAUAUCUGCAUUUUGUCUAAUGUAGGACUCGAGAUGCACUAUAGCUUUUGAAACAGUACUAACCACGAUAUGCUGUGUUAGUAUGCGUUCUAAAAAAUAUCAAAUGAAUUCUGGUUUUUUUUUUCUUUCUUUAAAGGGGCCAGAGCUCAAACCGCUCCUUUUUAAAAAAAUGUUCCACAUCGACUAUUGUUAAAUUCCUUUUCUAAGCAUUAAUGAACAGCUUUUAAUGCAAUUAAUUUUGGGGAUGAGAUUAUUUUGGUUUGUUUCACAGUUGAGAAAGAAGAUGAGCUAAACCCACUCAGUUUUCUAGGUUCUGGAUAUUUUGAAAGAACAAAGUCUAAAAAAAGUCUGCUUAGAAUCGUCCCCAACUUUUAUCUAAAGUAAAAAUUGGAGGGAAUUGAAAGUUUCAGAGAAGCUAACCAAUAUAGUUUCAAAAUAUUUGAUCCUUUCACAUUUUUAAAUCCAGCUGUGAAAGAGAACCAAAUUCAUGUGUUUAGUGGUGGGAUUCAGCUGGUGUAACAACCGGUUCGCUGAGUGCUUUUGAAAACAGCACUAAAACUUAACUUCUACUGCAGCCCUGGUAAGUAAAACGGCUAAAGUGCAGCAAUCCAUUCUGCUGCGCAUAUCAGCUGAGUUUCAAACAAAGGAAAUGUAGGUCGUUAUAGCGCAGGGGUGGGCAGGUGGGCCCAGCUGAUCGUUGGAGCUAACAGUUCACCUGAAACGGUCUGACCCAGCUGAAUCCCACCCAUGCAUGUGUUUCUCAGCAAGACUACAAUAAUUGAAGUAAAAGCAAGAUUAAUUUCAUGGCCCAGGUGUCUUUCAAUUCCCCAGGGCAGCAUUCUCCCAACUUUCUGCCCUUUAGAUGCUGGGCGCUGAUUAUACCCAUCUGAUUGGGAAUUUCAGGUGUUUUAUUAUCCACCUUGAGAACAUCAGGUGGAAAAGAGAGCAGAAGUACUGGUGUUAAAAUCUAUAUUUCUAAAUCUGAAAUUGUUUGUCUCAACGGUGAGAUCUCAUGACAGUGCCGAAAUAUCACGCAUUCUUUGCCGAGUAAGAGAACUGCAGCCUCAUGAGAUUUGAUGAUCUUAGAAGUUUCCAACCUUUGGGCUGGAAAAACCCAAUGACUCUUCAAAACACCCCUAAUUUAGGCCAGUGCCACCUACAUACGUUGUGAGAGUUAUAUUACUGGUGGAUACUGAAUUUCCAGUCCCUAUUAAUACAUUUGUGUGCACAAGGUGUGAGAAAGCAGGAGGCCUCCUAAGUCAUAGAUAUCCUUGGGAGAGCAAAUGAGGAAACCUUUGCCAUUACUUCAUUGGACGAAUGUGAUUGGCAGCAAUCCGGGGACAGAUACAAAUUACAUAACCUUGUUGUAGAAUGGUGUCAUGAUGCACUUCAUAAAGUUGUGACUUCUGGUGGAUGCCUAGGGCUACAAUAUAAACAUUGGGAGCAUUUCCUUGGGACUAAAAGGGAAAUAAAUGUUAAAUAUAUAAUGCAAUAUUCGCCUUCCCCUGCAUAGAGUUACUUCAAAUCUAGGAAUAAUAGCGCUGAGCCAUUUAGUCGAACCCUGGUCACAAUGUGAACAAUGGACUUUACACAACUGCACAUCUAAGCCUGUAGCACCGAAAACCCACUUUGGUGUCAAUCAUUCCGAUGCUGCCUCUACAUCUGCCUGUUCAUAACGCAUCCUUUGAACUUGGGAAAAACUUUGCAGGCAGCGCCCUGGUGUUGUUCUGUUUUUGUCUGCUGUAAAUUUUUAUUUGUAUUCUAUACGCACAAUUUCUAUAAUAUGAUUAUAUAGAAUUUUAACAGUUACGUUUACUUUAUCAGUUGCUAUCAUUUAAGACACUAAAGUAAUGUAUAUUGAUGUUAAAAACAUUUUGUUCUUCCUGGGUUGUUAUUUUUUUAAAAAAGGGCGUUUGUUUUGUUCUUGUUUGCUACAAUAAAAACACCAUCUCUUCCGUGGGCUGAAACAGGCAUGCAAUCAGAAUUAUCAUCAUUAUAUAAUAUAAAAUAUAUGACGCAAAUAAAAUGUACUUCCAGGUAAAGAAGCCGUUUUGGCCACGAUUCAGCUUCUUUCUCUUAGGAAAAAAACAACACUCAACAGCAGCAGCUCAUAAAAGAAAAGGAAGCUAAUAAUUACCGAAUGCAGGGAAAGCAAAUUGUUUUUCCUUCAUUAUAGCCAUAUCCUCACAAAGCACAGGCCAUUUUCAGAAAAAUGGAAUUUUCCUCUGGCGCACAAUAGGGAGGAGUUAAAUUCUCUCCCAGUUCCUGCUCUAAUCUUAGUUAUCUUAUCUUAGAUAUCCCUUCCUUCAGCUGACAUUGCUGGCAUAUUUUUUUUUAAAAGUUACAGCAAUAAACACAAGGACAUGCAGAUUAUCUCCUUUGGCACUCAUAAAUCUAGAAAUAAAGGGAAUCUCAAAUCAGGAAAUUCAUAAAUCUAAUCUUAAUAUAUAUACUGUAUAUUUUAAAGGCACAAUAUAUUAAAAGUAGAUGUGUAUAGGUCACUGUAUUGUAUAGCGUAAAUCUGAAAUUGUCUGGUUAGGAAAAAAAAAGUAAAAUGUUCAAAGAAAUUAUCUUAGGUUGUGAUUGAAAGCAUCAAGGCACUAAACUAAUUGCAGCCCUUUUUAGCUGGAAGAUGCCUUUGUAACCAGGAGAAACUGGAGGGUGAUUAUAUAGAUAGAACUACCAAUUGUUUGGCUGGCUUACCUGCGUGGCUGGUUUACCUGUGUAGUCAGUGGCUAUCACCAGUUCAUUCAAGGUGUAUUUGGGAUCAGAUGGCCGAGUGAAAGUCACCCUAUGCUUAUAUUCUUCAGUUCCAGCAUAUUUAAGCUGCAUAAGCACACAUUUGGGAAAGGAAAUAGGCAAACCAGCUGGGACUUAGGAAAGGAAGUUUAGAUGUAUUUUGACACACCGUUUAUUGACCCCAAACAAUAAGUAAAUUUUCUCACCACAUUGAAUGUACUGCAGGGAAAGUUUCCCAUGGUUAUGAAGCUGCAGUGAAAGGAAGUAAUGGUUAGGAAAGGAUUACUAUUCCUGAAUACCUAGAAAGGUUUGGCAAACUGGCACAUCAACAUUACUUUAAAAAAAAUAUCUAAAGUAUGCUUCUAUUAAAUCACUGUGCAUUUCUGUUUUAGAAAGCAUGUCAAAAAUGUACACUUGGCAAUCCAAAUUUCCUGGGAGAGGGAUUGAAAUUUAUGGCGUGAAGAUAUGCAUUGGCCUUAGCUGCUGUAUUUCUGUAGGAUGUAAGACGGGAAAUGAUGAUUGUGGUGAAAGUCGCACAAACAUUUAUGAGACUAUACUUAUUUUUUGAGGCUUAUUUAUUCUUUUGUUGGUACGAUGUGCUUCCUUCUGGUUUUAUUUCCAAUGAAGCAAAGUUGCAGUGCAUGUCCCUGUUACAUGUCACCCCCCCCCCCUGGAAGCAAUUUCCAAAGGAGCUGCACAGGCCUUGCAAAAGAUAUGGCUGCUUUAAUGAUGCAAAGCAAAGAACUUUCGUUCAUGCCCUCUUGCAUAACACCGUAUCUCUCGGUUGCUUUUCAUCACAGUUUAUUGUUUGGGUUGAAGACAAGACUGUCCAACAAAUCAGGUAUUGUGAUCAAAUAUGUACAUAUUUUGAAUGAGUGUAAAGAUGACUGGCUUGUUGUUUCAUUUUCACUGGUUUAUUUUACAACUGUCAUGGAGCAAAUGGAAGACUGAAAAGCAUUUGAAAUAAAGAGCUAUCUCCCUA
This is a messenger RNA of Ahaetulla prasina, 5977 nucleotides long. RefSeq names its product protein phosphatase, Mg2+/Mn2+ dependent 1K (gene PPM1K). Gene Ontology annotation, molecular function: cation binding; protein serine/threonine phosphatase activity. Bases 493 to 1593 code for a protein of 366 amino acids. Gene Ontology annotation, biological process: protein dephosphorylation. NCBI's taxonomy places the organism in Eukaryota, Metazoa, Chordata, Lepidosauria, Squamata, Colubridae. The transcript has 7 exons. The record is from RefSeq and is a predicted model, not a curated record.